UUUCUAUCUUUUUUUUUUUUUUUGUUUUUUUUCUCUGGAAUGCUAAAAUUCCUUUUUCUAUUUGCAGAAAUUAAAUUUCAAUUUUCAAAGCCCUCAUAGCCCUUUUAAUCGCACAGCUAUUAAUGGCCGUUGUCAUGUCCGACAACCGCCCAUCUCGCCGUGUUAUGAAUGUUCCUUCUUCUCCGGCUCUUUCUCUCACCCUUGCUGGGGUUUUCCAGAAUGCGGUGGAUAUGGGCGCCGACGCGCCGGUGAGGAGAGAGGACAGCUGCAGUGACAACUCUGAGCCGGCGGGGUCGAGGUCGGCGGAGGAUUUGGGCGUCGAGCCUGAUGAUGAAGAUGAAGAUGAAGAUAAGGGACUGGGGAAUAGAAAAAAGAGGAAGAAUCGUCAUACUUCAGAGCAAAUCAGAGAAAUGGAGAAGGUGUUUAAAGAGUCUCCUCAUCCAGAUGAGAAACAGAGGCAGAAACUCAGUGAGAAUCUUGGUCUUCAUUCUAAGCAAAUCAAGUUCUGGUUUCAGAAUCGAAGAACACAAAUCAAGGUCAGUCUCGAGCGUCAGGAAAUGGAGAAAUUGCGAGAAGAAAACCAAGCACUGAAGGAAAUGAUCAACAAAUCUUCUUGCCUUAAAUGUUGUUCUUCAGCAAACUCCAUCGCCAUUUCCAUGGAUUCCAUGUUCACAAGUUCUGACCAAAAGCAACAACAAUUAGUAACUGAAAUAGUUCGACUCAAAGCCGAGGUCGAGGGAUUGAAAACGGCUCUGGAACAAUACGCUCCUGCUGGAACAUCGAGGUCAAGAUUGGGGGAGAGCGAGGAUGCGAUUGAAGGUAGAAGAAAUUUGGAGAAAUCGAAGAGGAUUUUCGGUCUGGAGAAAGCUAGGGUUAUGGAGAUAGCGAAGAAAGCGAUUGAGGAGGUCGUGAAAAUGGCGGAUUCCGGGGAGCCGCUUUGGAUUCGAAGCUUUGAAACAGGACGAGAACUGCUGAAUUACGACGAGUACAUGAAGCAAUUCGCCGGCGAAUACGAGCAGCAGCCGAAGGGAGAAAUCGAAGCGUCGAGAGAAUCCGGCGUGGUGUUCGUAGAUCUUCAUCGAUUGGUUCAGAGCUUCAUGGAUGUGGUUCAAUGGAAGGAAAUGUUUCCCUCCAUAAUCUCGAAGGCGUCGACCAUCGAGGUCGUCUGCAAUGGCGACGGGUCCACCCGGAAUGGCGCAGUUCAACUCAUGUUUGCGGAGCUCCAAAUGCUCACUCCCGUCUUCCCCCCAAGAGAAGUCUAUUUCAUUCGAACUUGCAAACGACUAAGUCCCGAAAAGUGGGUCGUCGCUGAUGUUUCGAUCAACAACGUUGGUGAUAGUAUAGACUCAUCCCCCUCCUUUUGUAGGAAACGACCCUCAGGUUGCAUCAUUGAGGAUACAUCUAACGGUCAUUGUAAGGUCAUAGUCUUAGAGCACUGGGAAUGCCAGAAGACCAAACUUCGAACGAUGUAUCGAACCAUUGUGAAUAGCGGUUUGAUAUUCGGGGCAAGGCAUUGGAUGGCCACAAUGCAAACCCAUUGUGAAUGGCAGGUUUUCUACAUGGCCACCAACGUUCCCAUGAAGGAUUCCACUGGAAUCACCACUCUUGGUGGGAGAAAAAGUGUUCUUCGAUUGGCACAGAGAAUGACAUCUAGUGUUUAUCAAGCCAUGGGUGCUUCCAGCAGCCAUACAUGGACCAAGGUCCAGAGCAAAAUAGGUGAAAACAUAAGAGUUGCUUCAAGAAAGAACUUAAAUGAUCCACGAGAACCUCUUGGUUUAAUCUUGUGUGCAGUUGCUUCAGUGUGGCUACCUAUUUCUCCUAAACUCUUGUUCGAAUUCUUGAUCAAUGGAUCCCGACGAAUCGAGUGGGAUGUGAUGUUGAGUGGUCCAGUUGAAACGCUAGCAGUGUUUGCCAAAGGACAGAAUCGAGGCAAUGCUGUUACUAUCCAAGCAAUAAAAUCAGAUGAAUCCAACAAGUGGAUUAUACAAGAUACUCUAACAAACGAUUACGAAUCAACAGUGAUCUAUGCUCAAAUUGACAUUACAAGCAUGCAGUCUGUGAUGGUUGGAUGUGACCCGAGCACCAUCACGACGUUACCUAUGGGCUUCUCGAUCCUCCCAGACGGGCACCCACCGAGGGCAUCGGUUAUCAGUAAAAGCAAAGAAGAGAGGGUCACAGAAGGAGGUUCGUUGCUAACAAUAGCUACUCAAACGUCGCAGUCUGCCGAGUAUGUUAACGAUUUCGUAUCACAUAUGUUAGAGAAUAUUAAAGCAAGCCUUCAAGUAGAGGAUGAUUAGGUAUUAAUAUUUCUUAUUGAAAUUUAUUCAAAUCAACAUAUUUUUUACCCUAACCCUGUAGUGAUUUAUAGACUGUUAGCUGUUCAAGUA
This is a messenger RNA of Cucurbita pepo subsp. pepo (vegetable marrow), 2387 nucleotides long. Its product is annotated as homeobox-leucine zipper protein GLABRA 2. Lineage: Eukaryota; Viridiplantae; Streptophyta; Magnoliopsida; Cucurbitales; Cucurbitaceae. Gene Ontology annotation, biological process: regulation of DNA-templated transcription. The record is from RefSeq and is a predicted model, not a curated record. Gene Ontology annotation, molecular function: DNA binding; lipid binding; DNA-binding transcription factor activity, RNA polymerase II-specific.